This is a messenger RNA of Acipenser ruthenus (sterlet), 5249 nucleotides long. RefSeq names its product beta-citrylglutamate synthase B-like. The record is from RefSeq and is a predicted model, not a curated record. Gene Ontology annotation, cellular component: cytoplasm. The transcript has 5 exons. Gene Ontology annotation, biological process: protein modification process. The coding region runs from base 893 to 2014 and encodes 373 amino acids. Gene Ontology annotation, molecular function: ATP binding; metal ion binding; ligase activity, forming carbon-nitrogen bonds. NCBI's taxonomy places the organism in Eukaryota, Metazoa, Chordata, Actinopteri, Acipenseriformes, Acipenseridae.
UGUAUACGGGAUUGUACUUAAUAAUUUAAACGAUUUUAUCUUUACAACUUACUCUGUUUAUAUCUUGUACGUGUUCUUUUUUUUUUUACUGCUACGUUUCAUUUGUCAAUUUCAGUGCGACGCUACCAAUCUGUUGUACGGUAGGCUACGUAACUGCGAGUUUACAUCAUUAAUUCAGACACGUAUAUUUGUCUGAGGUAGCCUUGUUGCGUUGUCGGUUAAUGUGUUUUUGCACGUCUAUGGCUAACGUUUUGAAUUGAAUAAAGAUCAUUAUUUAUAUGUGGAUACAUUUUUAUAGAAUCGGCGUUAACAAACUAUGUCUAAGAACGUCUUGUCUUGUGAUACACAUAGUUUUAAAGCCUGUACUAUAUUGUCAGUUGCUGGCAUCAUCUUUAGUCAAUUGGUCGAUUAGACCAAACCAAUGACAAACCGGGAGAUUUAGGAGGAAAGGGGCAACGCCAAUUGCAGGAUUCUGUCAGAAACCGCUUCGAUCCGGUUUCUUGUAUGGGGGGUUGGAUCCUAUAAAAACGCACCACGCUUGCAGCAGCCUAUUCAUUUGAGUAACAGCAGGAACGAGUAGUGAGCAUAGUCAUUGUCAAACGGGCGCGCUAUAUUCUUGCUAUAGCGUGUGUAGAGAUUUAAAUGACAAAGGCAAAUUCCCUUAGCGUCAUCGUGCAGCGUAAGCGAUAGCCAUUUAUUCUAAAAGAAGCCAGGGUAUUUGUUAAAGGGAAGCUCGUUUGCAUGAAGAGUUAGUGGUACAGAGUGGCUGUAGAGUAAACAAAGCAGGUGAGCCAGUGAGUACAGGGUUCGGGUACUACCACUAGAGUACAGGGUUCGGGUACUACCACUAGAGAACAAGGGUCCUCCGCAGCUACCUCCGGCUUCUGCCAUAAUGUGCAACCGACUUUGGUUCAUCACCGACCGCAGGAUUGUCGAGGAGUACCCGCAGCAAGAAAUCCACAGGGCUCUGCAAGCUCGCUGUACCGAUGAAGAUAUCGAAUUCAGACGGGUUUUAAUGGACGAGAUUGUGAUUACCAUCGAACAAGGGCUUUUGGGUCUGCGUGUCAAUGGGGAAUCAGUGUCCUCCUACCCCCAAGUGGCAGUAGUGAGAGUUCCCACCCCCUGGAUUCAGAGUGACAGUGACAUCACCGUGCUGAGGCACCUGGAGAAGAUGGGCUGUCGCCUCAUGAACAGGCCGCAGGCUGUGCUGAACUGUGUCAACAAGUUCUGGACCUUCCAAGAGCUGGCUGGGCAUGGAGUCCCACUGCCAGAUACCUUCUCCUAUGGCGGUCACGAAAACUUUGCUAAGAUGAUUGAUGAGGCAGAAGCGUUGGAAUUCCCCCUCGUCGUGAAAAACACACGAGGACACAGAGGCAAAGCAGUCUUCCUGGCUCGUGACAAGCCUCACCUGUCGGACCUGACUCACCUGAUCCGUCACGACGCCCCUUACCUGUUCCAGCAGUACGUGCAGGAGAGCCAUGGGCGGGAUGUGCGGGUCAUUGUGGUGGGGGGGCGGGUGGUGGGCACCAUGCUGCGCUGCGCCACCGACGGGAGAAUGCAGAGCAACUGUUCUCUCGGUGGUGUCGGCAUGAUGUGCUCACUGAGUGAGCAAGGCAAGCAGCUGGCUGUCCAAGCCUCCAACAUCCUGGGAAUGGAUGUCUGUGGCAUCGACCUCCUGACCAAAUCAGAUGGCUCCUUCAUGGUGUGCGAGGCGAACGCCAACGUGGGCUUCAUUGCUUUUGACCGGGUCUGUGGGCUGGACGUGGCUGGGGUCAUUGGCGAUUACGCCCUUUCACUGCUGCCCUGCAGGGGCCUGCUGACCAGACGCAUGUCUCUGCUCUCCGUGGUGUCCAGCACCAGCAGCGAGGUCAGUGAGGAGGCAGAUGCCCCAGGACCCAUCCUUCCUGUGGACGGGCUGUCCAACACAUCCCUGGACAGCAACGAAGAACAGCAACUGCAGCAAGCUAGCUUUAAUAUCAAUAACAUCAAUCAGCUCAACCUCCUGGUGGAGUAAUGCCGCAUGAAGUUGAACUGGCAACUCCCUUGGCUUGACCCUGAUACCAUACAAGAACCAGAUCAAUUGAAAAACAUUUCACUAGUGUUCCGCAAUCGGAACUACGCCAUGCCUUAGUGUGGAGCUGUAUGAGAUACCUCAAGCUCAAAAUUAAGCCAUUGCACAUCAAUCUGAGCUAUUCCUAGAUUUACUAUUGAGCCUACUUGAGUUUAGACUUGGAGAUAAACUUGGAAUGGCUCAAAUGGCUCGGCAAUGGGAGUCUAAUCCUCACAAACCCAGUUUUCAGGCUAGCCCCUCAAUUACUUCAAUUGUUACUGCUUUAUAAUUUGGCAUGCUGCCCUUAUUGGCUUGCUGUUGCUGGCAAAAGGAAAUUCACUUUUGUGAUCUAGCCAUAUUUCAGUCAUUUGGGUAGGGGCAGGUCUUUUGAAGCCUUAACACAGGUUCUUUUCUCUUAUGGGAACUAGACAACACUAUUUUAAGGAAUCUGCAUUGUAUACAGAAAGCAUCAUUUUGUGUAGUUUGAGCCUUGAGGUUUAAGAGGUGGUUGUAUAGAUGUGUUGGAGUUCAUUUCAAUGCAGUUAAGGUUUCCACCAUUCUGUGAUUUGCAUGAUAUUGUGACAACUGAUAGGCUGGUAAGUAACACAGCAGCUUUGCACGCCAAGGUUAAUAUCCCUGGCAUGGCUAGUUAUGUUGUAGAAUAUGCUUCAAAUUCUAAUGACAUUUGAUGCAUUUUAUAAACUACAGAACUGGCUACACCUUUGACAGUACCUGAAGCUACUGGAGGACACAGGACUGUCUGGGUCCCUUAAACUUCCUAGAUCAGACCCUGAGGGCGUGUUCUGUGGGUUAGAUCUGCAGACUCGCAAAAUGAUCUUGCCAUUUCAUCUAACAUUAAACGCUUCGCCCAGCGUACUUGCACAUGAGUACCCCUCCCAUAAACACAUCUGCUUUGCUAUAGUGGAUCGCUUUAUUUGGACACAACGGCUGAUCACCUGACUAUUUUUUUUUAUUGGUAAAUGUGAUAACCUGUUUCACAACUAUUUAAAACAAUCUGUUCCUAGUAAAGGUAAUUGAGGAAACUAAUCCCCGAUUCUGUCAUGGCCCUGCAGUCAAAGGUGUGAAUAACAUGUUAUGGUGCUGUUUAGAAAGCAAUCCUUUCUGCUGUAGGCAGCAUGCUAUAAUAAUGUGUUCUAGUGCUAGAUUUUAAUUCAUGAAAUGCAGACAUUUUGAUUAUUCAAAAUGUUUUUCUCCAUCAACCAUGCAAAUUAUUUUUAAAUGUAUUUAAAGAAAUAGACCUCCUACAGGUUUUAAUCUAAGGAUUUACAUGUAGGGAAGCUUUAAGAUUACUGCUACGUUGUUUCUGUAACAUGUUAACCCUUUGUUUUCCAGAGUCAUAACUGUAAUGUAACUAAUUUUUAAAUGCAAUUGCACAAUUAAGUUUUUUUUUUUUUUGUAAAUGUGUUGGGGUGGGGUGGUAUUUAACAAGUAUUACCAUGUCAAAUUUGUAUACUGAGCAUCAAAAGAAACAUAUCAUUUAUUUUGAAAAAUGGUUAACUUUUAGAGCAGGUGCAGUGACUUUCUGUUCUGCUGAUUUAAUAAUUGACAUCACGAAGAUGCUGCAAAAUGAUCUGAUCUUGGGCAGGUGUUGUGGCUCUUGGUCUCCCAGUUCAUGGCCUGUCAUGGACCAUGUCUGGCUUAUACCGCCUUGCCAGGUUUGAAGUUGAUGGCUGUGAGCACCCAAGAUGGCGAGCAACAGUACACUGCCCCAGUAGAUUUGCACGAAGGCGAUGCUCUCUUGACAGACAUGGCAUUUUUUUUUUUUCUGUGAUUUCUUUUAUUGCUUUUAUUCAAGCUUGCAAUUCAGCAGCCAAAAUCGCUCCAUAUCCAGUUUCCAAUCAACUGUCUCACUAAUUAGGUGAUUAAGUGCAGAUGCUUCAGUCAUAGUCACUCAAGCAAGUCAUGGUCAAGGAUGAAUGAUCAAGUGAUUAAAAAAGAAACCAAAAAUAUUCAGUGUCCAUUUUAUAUAUUUUGUUUUCAAAAAUAAGUUAGUGAAGGUUUCUUAUUGAUGCUUGGUAUAUAAUACUGCAUUGUCUUUUGCAGCUCCAUCUGGGAAACGAAGGGUUAUAUUGAUACAAUUUGGACUGGUGUAAUUUUACUAAAUACAUUGUCUUGCAUAUUCACAGUACAAAAUGUUCCAUUAAAUUGAUAGUAGGGUCAAACAAGGUAGCAUGUGUGAUAACUUUCCUGAUGCACACUCCCUACAGCUAACUACAGGCAAAUCUGUAUCUGACUGCAUGAAAGACUACUUUGUAUGUACUGGUGACCAAUUCAAUGUCCAGUGUUUUAAGCUGGUGAACUGAGACUGCUUACUAGGACAAAACUGUAGUGGUGAAUGAACAGCUGGGUUGUUUUACAUUUGUUUUGUAGAAUCCAUCUUGGUUGGUGUAAUUGAGUGGCAAUACUAAUUGCAAUUUUUAUAGCGCUUAGUACCAUUAAAUGAGUACCUCCCAAUAUUUAAUGCAGGAUAUGCACGUUCCCAAUACAACACAUACUCCUACAUCAUAGUACUAUUGCUGUAGGUUGCAGGAAGUGACAGAACUUCUCAUCUGUAGCAUUGUCUUUAGAAAUGUCUGCAUAUUGGUUAGCACUCAUUUAAAUUAGUGGAUUGAAAAUCUUAAUGUUGCUACUUUAAAUACUCAACCAUUCUGCGUGCCUCAGUUUCAAGAGAGGUUUUUAACUUUGUGCACACUGCCAUCCAGUGGCCAUCUAUAAAGAUAGCAUUCAUAUUUGUCAAACUCAUUUACAACUGGUUGCCAAAUGUUACAGUAGUCUUAAACUAAAUUCUGAAUGUGCUGUACAUUUAUAAUGAAAUGCCCAUUGAGAUGUGGCUGCUGUUUUAAUAGGCCCUUGCUGACAGAUGUGUGUGUCUUAAACUCUGUAAUCUAUUUGAAUAGAAGGGACAAAUGUUUACGGGAAUGCUUCUGUCUGCCUGAAAGUUUUGGGUUUGUGGCCAAACGCGUGAUUUUAAUGAAACACUAUCUGGGGUGACUCCCCCCCCCCCCCCCCCACACAACACUGCUCUUUUAAAAGUUCCCCUUGUUGAAAGCUCUGUACUUUGUUUCUUGUAUCUGAUUUUAACAUUGUUUUGUGUACAGUAUUUGUUGUUUUAUUUGUUAUUUUAAAAACUAAUGUGAAACGCAAUGGAUUGCAAAUUAAUAAAUACCUUGAAAGAGGU